AUGGUCAAGGACUGGCCUAUUGGUCCGAAAUAUUUGGUCGCAUGUCACAUUCACAUGCCGACUACUCGCGGCUGUCAGAAACUCCGGAAACGUUUCGGCGCGGAAAAAUUAGCGGGCAAACAUGAAAUCCAGUGUUGCUUUGGUUUUUGCAGUGAUCAAUACUUGGUGCAUAGUCGCACCACUUGUGUGGUGAAUCGUCGUCUCAAAGGACUAGGAGAAGAGGGACCAGAUAGUUAUCGAAUACGUGCCAAGCCUCUUAAUCCUGCACAUGACAGCAAUCUACAGAAGUUUUUGCAUGCACAAAGGCUUGACAUACAACAACGAUAUGAGGAAAUUUUCGAUGAACAAAGCUAUGAUCGGAUAAGGCAGUGGGAAAAACUCAAGCAUGGAAUUAUUCCUACACAGCAGAAG
Messenger RNA from Strongylus vulgaris, 411 nucleotides. NCBI's taxonomy places the organism in Eukaryota, Metazoa, Nematoda, Chromadorea, Rhabditida, Strongylidae. The record is from the annotation of a GenBank genome assembly.